Coccidioides immitis RS is the source of this 1842-nucleotide messenger RNA. RefSeq names its product ubiquitin C-terminal hydrolase. Gene Ontology annotation, biological process: protein deubiquitination. The coding region runs from base 1 to 1842 and encodes 613 amino acids. Gene Ontology annotation, molecular function: cysteine-type endopeptidase activity; cysteine-type deubiquitinase activity. NCBI's taxonomy places the organism in Eukaryota, Fungi, Ascomycota, Eurotiomycetes, Onygenales, Onygenaceae. The transcript has a single exon. The record is from RefSeq and is a predicted model, not a curated record. Gene Ontology annotation, cellular component: cytosol; nucleus.
AUGCCGGAAAAACCCGCAACGAUAGCAGCUUAUGCUGCGGGGGCCUCCCUCGCGGCGAUUACCCUCUUCUACGUUUUCGGGCCGAAUUUCACGAUUGAUGGCGACGAGUCGACGAUUAGUAGCAGAAAAAAGGGCAUUGUCGGGCUGUCCAAUCCCGCGAAUGACUGCUUCAUCAACUCCGUCCUCCAGGCGCUUGCGGGCUUGGGAGAGUUACGAGUAUACUUGAUAAGGGAGUUACAUCGAAGGGACCUCGAAGGGAAGGAAAUAUAUGAGAGCUUGCCCGAUGAUGAAGAUGUGCCCAGAGGGCGGACGCCGGAGAGCGUCAGGCAGAUGCAGCUGGCGCCCGUAACGAGGGCGCUUAAAGAGAUGUUGGACAAGCUGAAUGAAAGGCCGAUCUAUCGCAAAACUAUCUCCGCCCGCGGAUUUAUACAGGCGUUGGAAUUCGCGUUUCGAACACGGAUUAGUCGGAGCCAACAAGAUGCGCACGAGUUUUUGCAGGUUGUAGCCGAACGACUGUGCGACGAGUAUCACGCCGGGGUAAAAGCUCGAAAAAGAGGUGGUGCACUUCUUGGUGUGCCUCCGCUGGUGGAUGGGUCAUCGAAAUCGGUUGAAUUAGAUGCAGAGAAGCUGCACAUGUCUCUGCCCAACGGUAUGGACGUUGAUUCUGCAGAUUCGUUGAUGGCCGGCACCCCACUGAAAGAAGCAGUCAAGCAGGACGUUGGGUUUCCUCUAGAAGGAAUGCUUGAGUCGCAGGUGGAAUGCCAAUUCUGUCAUUAUAAAUACAAACCGAACCAAACCUCCUUUGUCAACGUUACGUUGCAAGUGCCCCAGAAGAGCACCACCACUCUUAGUGCGUGCUUUGAUGGGCUUCUAAAGACCGAGUACAUUGAUGAUUUUCGAUGCGACAAAUGCCAGUUAAUAUAUACGCUUGAUCUGAAAACGAUGGCGCUGCAGAAUGCAACUUCUCGACGAGAAAUGAAAGCAAUAGAAGACGAGAUAUCGCUCCUCAAACAUGCAAUUGACGAGGACCCGGAGGUACCGUUAGAAGGAGUUGUGAUGCCUGAUGCUAAGAGUAUACCACGACGGAAGAUAGCACGGCAUAUGAGGGUCACUAAGUUUCCAAGAGUCCUUGCUAUUCAUUUAUCGAGGUCUAUAUUUGACCAGAGUUCGUCGACGAAAAACGCGGCCAAGGUUUCGUUUCCGGAACGCCUGCCACUGGGCGGGAUUCUUAACCAAAACUGGUACAGAUUGUUAGGAAUUGUCUGCCACAAAGGGAGCCAUCAUAGUGGACACUAUGAAUCUUUCCGACGGAACCACGUCUAUGCACCUUUUUCGACGCCGGAUGCCUUUAGGUCCUAUGCUCAAAGCCGAGCUGCGAGUGAAAACCCCUCAGCCAUGCCCAGUCCAAGAAUCCACACUCUCCAUAAGGCGUCCGAUGCGGACUUAAGUCAUCUCAAUAUCUCCGACUCAUCUUCAGCUUCCGUCUCCAGUUCUUCUUUACCAGUGCCAUCGCCAUCCCUGAACCAAAGGAGGCCACUUACACCAACCUCCACGGACCGACCACCCUCUGUCUCUUCGAAUAACAGGAUACCACCUAGAUCAUUGCCAGCGCCCGUACCCUCAACCAGACUCGAAACGAGCUCUAAGGGACAGAACCACAAGUCAGGGUACGGCGACCCGUCGUUAUUCCGACGAAAAAAGCGCCAGCAGGAACGUUGGUGGCGGAUCAGCGAUGAAAAGGUAAAGGAGUGCAAAAUAAGUGACGUUUUAGGGAUGCAGCGAGAAGUAUACCUAUUAUUCUAUGAAAUGGAACGACCUGGCGAGGAACCAUCCGUGGCAUGA